AUGCCCCCUAUACGUGGGAAAACAGGCCCUGAGCUUGAUUGCCUUACUAGGGCUAAGAUCUGCGAGCUACAUGCUACAAAUGGCUGGGGCGCAACUACUAUUAAAAAGAUGCGCUUUCCCGAUAUUCCACGCUCAACUAUUCAGUAUACUCUUACCCAAGAGAAAAAUCGUCAAAAACAAGAGAGCCUACCACGCUCAGGCGCCCCAAAGAAGCUCACCGAAGAUGAUCGUGACCAUAUAUACGAGACUAUACAAGAAAACCCAUCAAUAUUAAUCAAAGACCUACUUGCAGAGGUUGAUUUUAAGGUCCAUCGUAUGUCAAUUUGGCGUUUAACCCAUGAAAUGGGCCUUCGAAAUUGGAGGAAGAUGCAAAGGCCUUCCUUAACACCUUUACAUGCGGAAAAACGCCUACGAUGGGCCCGACAAUACCAACAUUUUACACCUUCAGAUUGGGCCCGUGUCUAUUGGUCAGAUGAAUGUACAAUUGAGCGUGGAAUUGGCCAGCGUCAAGAAUGGAGCUUUAUACGCCCAAAAGACCAGCUUUUUCAGCAUCCACAAGAAGGGUCUCAGAUCCAAAUGAUUCCAGCACGAGGAAAGCAAAUUAAACAGAUGUUUUGGGCUGCUUUUUCUGGUCAACCACGUCGAUCUGGUCUUAUUCCACUUUUUGGAGAUCCUACAUCUCAACGGGGUGGUGUCUCUUCUCAUCUAUUGGUUAAAGCUGCGCAGGAAGCAUGGGAAGCGUUAGAUAUUGAGAUCUUUAAGCACCUAUCAGACACUAUGCCCCAUAGAGUGGCAGAUGUUAUCAAGUAUGAGGGCUGGCAUACUAGCUAUUGA
Molecule: messenger RNA, 834 nt
Organism: Penicillium malachiteum
Lineage: Eukaryota; Fungi; Ascomycota; Eurotiomycetes; Eurotiales; Aspergillaceae
Exons: 2
Coding region: 1-834 (277 amino acids)
Biological process (GO): DNA integration; DNA transposition
Molecular function (GO): DNA binding
Source: RefSeq, a predicted model, not a curated record